AUGUCCACGACACAGAACCCUAUUAGCAAGCUGUCAGAGGAGUCCUACCAAAUGUACCGCCCAGGCGGAUAUCAUCCCGCCAGAUUGGGGGACAUGUUUGACGGAAAGUAUCAGGUCGUUAAAAAGUUAGGCUACGGUGAAUAUUCAACAGUGUGGCUAGCUCAUGAUACAAAAACCGAUGAUGUUGUUGCCUUGAAAGUCCUCCAAGCGGAAUUUAGCAAAGCUGAAAAGAAAAAUUUCGAGGUCGAAAUAUUACGAUUCAUGAAAAACGAUAGCUCUACACACCCUGGGAAGCGACAUAUUCUUGGUAUUUCCGAUGAUUUUCAGCACCAUGGCCCCAACGGAAACCAUAUUUGCUUAGUCCACGAAGCAACGGGCCCAGAUCUAGCGAGAUUCCAGCGUCGGUUUCCAGAGGCUCAACUACCAGUGCCGAUGGUUAAAAGGAUUGCGAAGCAAUUUUUGCUAGGACUUGAUUACCUUCACCGUUUCUGUAAAAUCGUUCAUACCGAUAUAAAACCUGGGAACAUUCUAAUCGAAAUGAACGAAAAUGAGCCGAUUGCCUUGCAUAUCCCCUCUGCGGAUGGAUCAGAACCCGUGGAUUUUUAUAUGGCUUCUGAGCCCCUACCUAUGAAUAGUGAUGCCUCUAAUACUGGUAUAUUCUUGGCUGAUUUUGGCACAGCUAGUUGGGCCGACAAACACCUAACGGAGCUCAUUCAGCCGCGCUGUUUACGCGCGCCGGAAGUCUUACUUGAGGCUAAAUGGGACUCAAGCACUGACAUAUGGAAUGCAGGAUGCGUGAUAUAUGAGCUUAUGGAAGGCAAAAUUUUGUUUGAUGGCCGUCCAAGUGCGGAUGGGAGCUACGCUCCAGAGCAUCAUUUGUCCCAAAUGAUGGCUCUUUUUGGCCAGUUUCCAAAAGGAUUACUCGACAAGGGCAACGCGUCAAAGAAGUACUUUGACUCUGAAGGUAAUCUCAAAGGCAUCCCCGCGUUAGGUGGCUUUUCAGUGGGCGGAUUUAUCGAGAACAAGGGUCUUUCUGGUCAGGAAAAGUUAGACUUUGUUCACUUCCUUGAAUCCAUGCUUGUUAUUGCACCAGAGAGGCGAAAGCCUGCACACGCAUUGCUCGAUGAGCCAUGGUUGAACAAAGAGUAUUGA
Messenger RNA from Arthroderma uncinatum, 1152 nucleotides. RefSeq names its product serine protein kinase Sky1. The transcript is spliced from 6 exons. Bases 1 to 1152 code for a protein of 383 amino acids. Lineage: Eukaryota; Fungi; Ascomycota; Eurotiomycetes; Onygenales; Arthrodermataceae. Gene Ontology annotation, molecular function: protein kinase activity; ATP binding. Gene Ontology annotation, biological process: spliceosomal complex assembly; protein phosphorylation; regulation of mRNA processing. The record is from RefSeq and is a predicted model, not a curated record.